Hippocampus zosterae (dwarf seahorse) is the source of this 4153-nucleotide messenger RNA. RefSeq names its product forkhead box A3 (gene foxa3). Gene Ontology annotation, molecular function: DNA-binding transcription factor activity, RNA polymerase II-specific; RNA polymerase II cis-regulatory region sequence-specific DNA binding; protein domain specific binding. Gene Ontology annotation, biological process: regulation of transcription by RNA polymerase II; cell differentiation; anatomical structure morphogenesis. Lineage: Eukaryota; Metazoa; Chordata; Actinopteri; Syngnathiformes; Syngnathidae. The transcript has 2 exons. Bases 272 to 1576 code for a protein of 434 amino acids. The record is from RefSeq and is a predicted model, not a curated record.
ACCGGCCGCUGUCCUCACGCCGUCCUGCGCUACCGCCUGACACGCUCCGGGCCCGCUCGUCACGCCACGGGCCUCCACGUCUGCACACAGCUGGGAAACAAUGGACCCAUGAACUUUGAGUCACUUGACACAACUUUCCACGUUAACGGAGUUUUUUUUAACGUGUCAUCAAGGAUUGUAACUUUUUUUUAAACAGGGAAAAGGUGUCACCCAAAAAAAGUGUUAAAGUGCGAGUAGCUCAUCCAGUUCCUCUCAGUGUUUCUUUGUGGGGAUGUUGAGCUCUGUGAAGAUGGAAGCCCACGACCUACCUGAGUGGAAUACUUUCUACAGCGAGGCCAGCGAGAUGUAUUCCUCGCCUAGCAGCAUGAACUCCGCCCUGGCUUCCGUCAGCUCCAUGGGCCCCAUCAACAGUUACAUCAACCUCAACCCGACGGGCGGCGGCAGUGGCGGCAGCCUGAACAUGGCGUACCCCGGCUCGGGCCUCAGCACAUCCCCACUGACCUCCAUGGGUUCGGGCCCGGCCCACAUGCCACUGUCACCGGUAGCGCCCUCCCUGGGCUCGGGCUCACUCACCCAAUUGGGCCCGAGCGCCACCCAGGGCUCCCUGUCCCACUACGGGAACAUGGGCCAGUCGAUGAGCCAACUGGGCUACCCGUCGGGCGCCUCUCUAGGCCGCGCCGCGCCCAAGGAGAUCCCGCCCAAGCCGUACCGCCGCUCGCUGACACACGCCAAGCCGCCCUACUCAUACAUUUCGCUCAUCACGAUGGCCAUCCAGCAGAGUGGCAGCAAGAUGCUCACCCUCAACGAGAUCUACCAGUGGAUCAUGGACUUGUUCCCAUACUACCGGGAGAACCAGCAGCGUUGGCAGAACUCCAUCCGCCACUCGCUGUCCUUCAACGAUUGCUUCGUCAAGGUGGCCCGCUCGCCCGACAAACCGGGCAAAGGCUCCUACUGGACUCUGCACCCACAGUCGGGUAACAUGUUUGAGAAUGGUUGCUACCUACGACGCCAGAAACGCUUCAAAAUCGACGACAAGGUAUCCAAAAAAGCGGCAAAGGAGGGUGGUAAGGCGGGCGACCGCAGCCCGGCGGGCGGAGGCUCGGACGAAGCUGACUCGGCCCACUCGGACAACUCCCACCCGGGUUCGUCCGACGACCAGUCAAUACCCCGCGGGACCGCCGGGAACGCCUUGCUGGUGCCACUCGACUGCCCACCGCCGCCUCCCGCCCCUACCGCCAUGCCACCCACCUCCUCGGCUGCCAUCUUCCACUCCCAGUCCUCCCACCUCCUACCCAGCCCGAUGGGGCCGCACAUGGACCUACAGAGCGACGCCCUCAAGUCCCUGGACCCCCACUACAACUUCAACCACCCCUUCUCCAUCACCAACCUCAUGUCCAAUGAGCAGAAGAUGGACCUCAAGUCCUACCAGGACCAGGUGAUGGCGUACAACAGCUAUGCCACUAGCGGCUCACCUGUGGCCGCCAAGCAGAUCUACGACAGCCCCGGACCGGCAGCCAUGGACUCUGGUGCCUACUACCAGACUCUCUACAGCCGCUCCGUGCUCAACGCAUCGUAAUCUAACACAAUACAAGAUGGAAGCUUGCUGAACAGACUCUAAAAUGGCCAACGUGUACGCAAAGCCAUCUGAGCCUCUUUUCCAUAUCCUUGAGAUCCAUUUUAAUGUCCGUGUACUAGUAUGUUCAUGAGCAUCGCUAGGAAGACAAUUUAACCCCUGGAAGAAUGAUUGUGUCUUACUCAUCAUGUUUUUCUCCAUGACUUGCGUCCUCCCAGUACGUAAUGAAACCUUACUCGUAAACUACUUAGCUGAACAGUAACACUAGGACGCCCAACUGGACAAUUCAGCGCCCAAUUAGAAUAUAUAAAGAAAAUGGAAUGCAUGCUCAAAUGCAGUUUGAGAAUUUAUUCCACAUCCUUGAGAUCCAUCUUCAGGUCCAUGUACAAGUACCCUCUUUUGCACACAAGUAGAAUCCUGUCUUCACGAGUAACGUUAUUUCCCGCUACUGUCUGAUAAGAAAUGCUCUUUCCACUACUUGUGUCACUUUUGAUCUCCGAGUAUGCAAUGAAAUCUUACCGGUGGCCAUUACAACGCCCAACUCAUCGGCAUGCGGCAUACAAUAGUAGACUCCUUAUCAAGGUUUUAUUCCAUAUCGUAUUGCCUCCCAUAUCCUACUUGUGGAGGCAAUGAGCAUACGAGUCGAUGAACUUGAUGCUGGUUAUCAUGGACCUGGGAUAAAUGCUCAGACGGCUUUCCCUAGCCACAUUACGAAGGACCACAUGUUUUUCUUUCCCCCUAUGGAGACUCUCUGGUUACAUCCAACGAUGAAGAUGAUGACAACGAUGAAGAUACAUUUUGUACAAAGUGUAAAUAGCGGGAAUGUGUGCGUAUGCGUGAGUGUGUAAAAUGGGUAUUUGCAUUUAUUUAUAAAGGGAAUAAAUUUUAAUAUAUCUUAUAUUCUGCUUUGUCCAAACAGUUACAAACAUGUGCUUCAGGUGUUACUUUCACGCUUCAUGUUACAAAAGCCUGUUUUCAUCACAUUCCGUACCGCUUGCCCCUUUUUCGUUUUAAUCUGGAAUAAGUGAUGUUCUGGAAUGAUUGAAUAUUCUGGGAUGCCAAAUGUUAUGGGACACAGACAUUCUAGUGUGGAAAGGUUUUAGAAUAGGUAUGUUCUGGAAUAAAAAAAUAUUAUGGGGCAGGAAUAUCCUGGCGGAGAAAAAUACCAGAACUGUAAUAUUCUGAAAUUAAGGGAUAUUCGGGAAUAAGAAAUGUUCUAAAAUUGGGAAUAUUCUGGUCUGGAAAAAAUGUAAAAUAGAAAUGGUCUGGAAUAUGGGGAUGUUCAGGAAUAGGAACGUUCUAAAAUAAGGAAUGUUAUGAGAGGGUAAUAUUCUGGUGUGGGAGAGGUCUUGAAUAUGACUGUUCUCGAUAGUGCCCUGGGAUAAGCAUUGCUUGGAAAUAGGAAUGUGUUGUCGAAUUUGGGGAUGUUCUGACAAAAUGAAUGUUCUGGUAUGGGACACAGCUAGAAUAGGAAUGUUCAAGAUUCUGUUCGGGGAAUGUUCUGGAAUAGUAUAAAGUUCCUGAAUGAAUGACUACUCUGGAAUAAGGAAUGUUAUGGGAAUAUUUUGGAACACACGUUUCAGAAUAAAUAACUAUUCUGAAUUAGGCACACAAAUGUUCUGGUACAUCCAAAAUCUGGAAUAGGAAUAAAAAUGUUCUGGAAUAUGGGGAUGUUCUGGAAUUGUAAUGUUCCACAAUAAAUUACAACUCUGGGAAAAAAGGAAUGUUAUGGGACACGCAUGUUCUGGUAUGACAACAUUCUAGAAUAGGAAUGUUCUUAAAUAUGAAUAUUGUGGAAAAUGGAAGGUUUGAGAAAGGAAAUAGAUGGACUAUGGGGACAUUUAGUGAGAGUUUUCGACGAGAACACCAUUCAGAAUAGAUGACUAUCGUGGAAUAAGAAAUAUGGGACGAGAAUGUUCUGGUAUGGAAAAAUGCGUGAAUGGAAAGGUUCUGGGGUACAAAUAUUCUCGAAUGAGGAGUGUUUGGGAAGAUCAAGGUUGUUUUGGAAAAUGGGGAUGUUUAGAGGAGGGAGGCAAAGCAAACUGUGGUAAAGACUUUCAAACAACACAUUUAAUUUCCCCCUUGUUACCUGUUUGAGUGGGUUGGCUUGGACCAGGCCAGUCGUCGAGGCGAGUGUGUGUGUGUGUGUGUGUUUGUGUGAAGCUAGUUACUAAUACGAGAAGAGAGGAGAGAUGCACUAUGGGAGAUUUACAUACAGUACUUUGCACUAUGGAGCUCCCACUGGCCAGGUGGGCUGAUAGUGUGCGUGUGUGCGUGCGUGUGUGUGUGUGUGUGUGUGUUACAAUACUGAGCGGGGCGAUCUCUGAGUUUAGCCAAACGUGUCACAUUGCGGUCCAAAAGUGCCUUUUCCCCCCUCUUUUUCAACAAAGUGAAGGAUGAUAAAAGUUCAGGUCACAUGACGGAUGACAAAUUGUCAUAUUUAAGCUAUGUGGUCGCUUUUUGUUUUCACAAACUGCUUCUUUUUUUUAACUGUGUGUCCUUUUAAUAUAUUGUUUAUUCUUCUCAAUGUGAUGGCCAUCAUUCAUAUUUCUUAAUAAAAAAAGGUUUAAAUGGGAAAAA